Molecule: messenger RNA, 938 nt
Organism: Nicotiana tabacum (common tobacco)
Lineage: Eukaryota; Viridiplantae; Streptophyta; Magnoliopsida; Solanales; Solanaceae
Source: RefSeq, a predicted model, not a curated record
GUUGGCAAGAGAUGCAUUAACUUCAGAAGGGCUCUGCGUAAUUGGAGGUUAUAUGUCACCAGUAAAUGAUGCAUAUAAGAAGAAGGAUCUUAUGUCUGCUGAGCAUCGUGUUGCAAUGUGCCAAUUAGCUUGUAAAAGCUCAGAAUUCGUUAUGACAGAUCCAUGGGAGGCAAGCCAGGAUAGCUAUCAACGAACAUUGACAGUUCUCUCCAGAAUAAAGUCCGCUCUCUGUGAUGGAAGUUUGGCAUCCAGUGAAGACCUCAUGGUCAUGCUUGUGUGUGGUUCUGAUCUACUAGAAUCUUUCAGCACACCUGGAGUUUGGAUACCUGAGCAGGUCAGGACCAUAUGUAGAGACUUUGGCUUGGUUUGUGUUCGGAGAGGUGGUCAGGAUGUUGAAAAGGUCAUUGCCGGUGAUGAUAUUUUGAAUGAAUAUAAGAAAAAUAUCAGAAUCGUGGAUGAAGUAGUGCCUAAUGGAAUCAGUUCAACGGGAUUAAGGGACUGCAUCUCGAAAGGGUUAUCAGUGAAGUACUUGACAGCCGAUGAAGUAAUUGAUUAUAUGAAACAACAUAACCUUUAUAGAGGGCAAUGUUCUAACAACUGAAUCAGAAGCUCCUCCUCUCAGGAGCUUGUUUUCUUAAAUAAUUGUUGAUACCUGUCCAAGAGUUGUUCAUUUCUUUGAGCUGUGAUCUUAGCAGCGAGGCUCUGUCCCUUGCUGCUAGAGCAGAACGAUCUAGUCUUUGUCCUUCCUUCAAGGACGAGAUGAGGAUGAACAUUUGCUCAUUCCAGUUGUCCUCUAUAUAUGUUCAUUUAUGAUGAAAUCUUUUCUGAAGAUCCCUGUAAGGUCCCUGUAUUAAGCCUAACACCAAGUAAGGUCCCUGUAUACCCCUGAGUUUCAUGAAAUGAAAGAAAGAAAGAAAAAAAGAGAGGAAUCAGGGCUA